Medioppia subpectinata is the source of this 567-nucleotide messenger RNA. The record is from the annotation of a GenBank genome assembly. Lineage: Eukaryota; Metazoa; Arthropoda; Arachnida; Sarcoptiformes; Oppiidae.
AUGCUACCGAUAAUGUCGAACACGUUUGACCGGUUGGUCACUCUAUUGGACCCGAAAGCCCGCGACAGCCAAGUUGUGGACUUUCGCAUUGUUUACGACUCAUUUGCGUUCGAUGUAAUUACCAGGGCUGUGGCCGGGGCUGACGCAAACGCCCUGGGUCACCCUAAUGAUAAUCCAUUGUUCACAUCGGUCAAAACAAUGUUUCAAAUUGAUCAAGGGCUUAACGAUUGGCUCGUGUAUUACAUGCCUUUUAUACGGCGAUUCAUUGAUAUACCGUUUUUUGAUCGCCAAAAAAUGCAAAUAAUUAUUGAUAGCGUGAAUCACGUGAUUAGUGAACGAGUGGCCCGGGAUGUACAGGUGCCCGAUCUGUUACAGCACUCAGUGAAUGCCAGCGUAUGGGCCGACAAAUACCUUAACCCUCCCGCCAAUGCUAACAAGUCGUUUGAUAAAUUGACCAAGGUGGAAGUGAUUGGUCAAGCAAUUAACAUGUUGGCCGCCGGACACGAGACCACAGCCUCGCAGUUGUGUCUCAUUACUCGCAUACUUGCGCUCAAACCCUGGUAUUAA